AUGCGUGGUGCCGACAGUGUUUCCUUUCAGGUGGGUAAUGCGGACAAUGCGCAGGUGUGUGGCUUCGUCACAAUGAGCCAAUUCACUUGCACCUGGAACGUGGUGGGUAUGGGAUGCAAGAGAGGGGGCUGGGAAGGAGAGAACACAGUGCAAGUAUGCCUCACGCACAAGUUAGUAGUGCGCCCUUUCCACCACAGUCCUGAUCCUUGUCGUUUGCGGUUGGACGAACUUAUUCUGUUCACCCUGCAUACUUCCCUUGUUCCAGAUUCCUUGUCAGUUGGCCUUACUCGGUAUUCCUGGUACUACCUAGUCACAAAUUUUGGUGCCUGUGCCCGCGCGAGCCCUUCAGUCAGCUACGUCGUGUUCAGGCGGCCUAUCACCAGUAAAGCGCUUUCUUUCGUUAACUCUGGAGUUGUACUUUGCACACACUGUUCUGCCUACGUACUUACUCUGUGUCAGCCUGCCGUCGCAUUGUUCCAUGUUCUGUCGUGGUUUUCAUACCAUCGUCCCCAACAGCAGCUGAGUAGUGUGAUACCGAAGUUAGCACAUCGCAGAAUAUUCACUGCCGAUUCAGGGCGGGGACAGAGUCCGUCUGAGCGUUUUGUGUGCUGCACUUGAAUUUGUCCUAUCAAGGUCCACACUGCGUACACCGUGCUGUGUGGUGUUGGACUUUCUUCGAGGUACUUUUCGGUUUACCAGAUUUUGCCGUGCCGUUCUGUCUUACUGGCGGGUUUUGUCUUUUUUUUCAGGACGACGUUACAAAGCAACUGCAAUGUCAAGACCUGGACACCAGCAACGGCCUGCUCUUCCCCUUCUACGACCCGGACAGUAGUCUGAUUUUCCUCGUCGGAAAGGUGAGCAUUCUACUUACUUAAUGGAGGCUGUGACAGUUACUUAAGGAAAUUUGUGAAGGUAUCUGGUCAAACGCCCCUAUAUAUGCACGCUUUACGAUAGCGUACUGAAUAAAGUAGCCUUGCGUCGUACGUUCUAUUCACCUGAUCGGGCUGUGUGCUCUUUUUCCACCACCUCCAUCAAUUCAGUUUUUCCACCUGUAUGUGGGACAUGUCAGUGCGCUUUCCGCCGUGCGACUGUCUGUUGCGGUGGUCACAAGCGAAACCCCACUGGUGGGCGUAUGUAUGCGGACGAGGGUAUUUACUGUGAUGGAUUGACGGGUUGCACGAGCUGGCGCCACGAGGCUGUGCUGAACACUCCAGCCACUGGUAGGUAACACUUUUGACUGGCGGAGGAAUCCAAACCAGGGUAUAGGCGACGUGCCCUCACAGCGGGGGAAAUUUUUUGCCCAGUCAGGCUUGGCCAGUAGCACGGGACCAGCCAUGUUGCAGUGCGCUCCCUACGGGAACAUCAUGCCAGUCCAGCGGUCACGUCCCAGCACAUCGCCACUCUUAGUGCGACCUUGCUACUGGGUCGCGGCGGGACCGAGAAGGAACAGGCACUUCCACAACAAUAAUUUCCAAGUCCUACAGAAAAAUCCACAUCGAUCAUGUAGGCAGUAAUGGCUACUUCGGAUCGUUUUUCCCUAAAAAUGACGGGUUUCCGUGGACUUCGGCAGCUGUCUGGACAACCACACUGGGAAAAGCAUCGUUUUGCAAUACAAGCCAGAAGACGAGUUCCAGAAAGCAGUGGAGAAGACAAUGCGAUCGCUGGUACAAGAAUUUUAUUUGCCUAUCGCUUCGGGUACUCAGAGCGAUUGGCUAUCCGUGCAACUUUGUUAACGGGUACAUGGGCAAAUGAGGCGCUUCCGUAUUUCAUGAAAAUUGCGGAAGUCGUCAACCGCCUUCCCACAAUACUUGGGGUUAGGGUUGCACACAGACCGGAGGGAGGCAACCAUCAGGCGUCAGGUCGGGAGACCGAAAGCCCUGCUGCCGCGGUAGGAAGCGUCUGGAGUCGUUUGCCGGAUCUGGCACAGUUGCGGACAAAAUAACUACCUCGGAGUAACGAAGAGAUUACUCUGGACGCGAAGGGUCGAACAUGCAGCAUUGGGAAGGAGUGGCACCGGUUCCUAAGUCGCAGCACAGUCGAUGGGACCCAACCACACAUUCUAAUUCGAUUAGACUGAAGUUAUCGCGAGAAGUGACAAACUCAUGAACCGCGAACUGCGACACUGAAUCUUUGCUCGGACAGAGUAGUCGGCCGCUCAGGGAGGGCGUGAACCGAACACCUUUUUAGUGCCAGUGUCAGCGACUGAGCCAGGAUGACCGGAGACGGGAUCGAACGGCUACAUAGCCGUCCAUGCGUACCACGCACGCCCGGUCCGCGAUCGAUGAACCAGGUUUUUGCAGAAGCAAGGAAGCUGCGGCUGGGAUCCCAAGUGAGUGAGAGUGCCAUAUAGACCACAUUAGCAAAUUGCCAUUGCAGCGUGACUCUCCGAGAUGACCAAGUUAGCCUGUCAUUUGAGGACCUUUUAGGCCCCGAAUUUCAAUGCAUUGAGGUAGUCUAAAAGCGCUGAGCGUCGUGGACUGGAGUCCUUGGAGUCGACCUCACACUUAUUUCCCUGGCCUAUACUUCGGUUCACUGUCCGAACCGGUUGGACGUCUGAUGCGCGGAAUUUGCGCAAGUGACUGGCGCAGCAUGCGCCAACCCCUACGCUUGUCACCACACAUCCCCAUGUUUGGUAUUUCUUACUGGAUGUGUAACCUAUACACUGUCUGGCUAACUCUUGCCGUGCCCUGGUCUGGUCCCAGUGCAUCACCCGCGUGGUCCGCUGUAGGGACACUGUUGAUUGUGACAGGUAUGUGGGGGGGGGGUAUGCUAUAAACACUGCAUGUGCGCCAGACUGUAUCUAUGGAGCUCCCUGCUGAUGAGACCUUGCGCAAAUCCAAAGCGUCGGGCGAUCGCAUCUUCGUCUCUCCACUCUGUGGAGGGGACUAAAAAAUUUCCGCAACCAUUUUAUUUUCACUGAUUGCCUAAUUGUGGGAAACUCGGUAGGACUCGAAAGCUGCAGUACGUUGAGCGGAUAAGUUGCCCAAAAUUCCGCCUGCGCUUCGUAACUCAGAUGGUUAGAUCGUCGGCUGUGCUUCAGCCUUGUCCGUUCAGUCGGCGGUCCGAAUUCCAUCAAAACCGUCCAGCUCUCUACAAGUGGUUUGUCAGUUAGAUUGCUUAAAUGUACCUUAUCAGGCCAGCCGACGGCGGCUACCGGAAGGGAGGGACCAUCUAUUGUUGAAACGCAGUAACUAUGAACGGCAUCCGUCCCCAUCAUGUAGUUCCCUCUGCAGCCACGAACGGUCUCGCGCGACCCAUUUUUUUCGACGGUCUUUUGCAUCCAUUUCUGAAUGUGGCAUAUUACAGAACCCAACGACUGUAACAGUUCCAGUUUUAUGUAAUGGGAGGACUACUGAAAACGUGCAUUCCUGCCAAACAAUACCCGAAAUGACCAAUCGCCGAAUAUGUAUGUCGGUUGUUACCCACUUGGUGAUUAAAGAUCGAUGGCCAACAACUGUUUGAAUCUGCUGCAUUUAUUCUCUUUUUGUACACACGUUCUCUUUGCUCCCCCAAUUCCUCCACUGGUUUCUAAAUUCAUGCUGGCAUUUUCUCCGGCCGGACGCCUCACCCUUAUAUCCUGUCAUCUUUCGUUAAAUUUAAUGGCCAUCUUCAUUUUGUUUUCCAUUUCCUUCCUCCUUUCAGGGUGACUGUUCAAUUCGGUACUUCGAGAUCACAGACGAGGAGCCCUUUGUUUACUUUAUCGACACACUGACGAGCACUGAUCCCCAGCGCGGUAUGGGUUGGAUGCCCAAGCGCGGUCUCGACGUGAACCAAAACGAGAUUGCCAGAUUCUACAAGCUUCACGCCAAAGGCCUCUGUGAAGUCAUCCCCUUCACUGUACCUCGAAAGUCGGUCCUAUAUCAGGAUGACCUUUAUCCGGACACUGCCAGUGAUGUGCCCGCCCUCUCCGCCGAGGAAUGGAUGUCUGGCAAGAAUGCACCCCCUCUUCUGGUAGGUUGGUCCCCUUCACUAGCAUGUCCGUUCUGAUUCUUUGUGCACAUCUUUGCUCGCUCGUUUUUUUAAAAUUCGGGUCUCGAACGUAAUUAUUACUGUCAUAAAUUCGAUUAAUAUUUGCCCCUCCGACUAUCAUCCCUCGGUAGGACAUGGGAAUGCAAGCCCCCCCCCCAUAAUACUGGUGACCCUGUGCUAAAUUGCAGGGGAAUUGGCUCUAGGACUACGGUUUGCGUUUGGGCCAAGAUUAGUGCCAGGACCAGGACACGGGAACAGGUGCCCUUCCCAGAAUUUAUCUCAAGAUCGUCUAUAUCACCGGGAGUUUCCAUUCCCGUGUUUUACCCAUCCCUCUUCUACGUUUUUGAGUAAAUUUAUUAUCCUCGCGUGGCGUAAGUUGAAUUUUAACUCCGUGUCGUCGGUUGUUUACUGCGAUGCCGGUUUAUCUUGGCAACUAAUUCAUCUCAACAACUUGCUUCCGAAGACGAACACACUCUUCGUAAUCAGACUUCCUGGUUUAUAUUAUGGUCCUCGCAUCCAAUUGCGUGUUGUAAGACAGUCUGUUAGUAGUUCUGACAAGGAUAAUACUGACUAGAUUGGCCGUUUCUGACGUCCCCGUUGUCGUCAGCCAGCCAUACCCUAGAAGACGAUGACUUGGUUUGGAUCCUGCCUCACCCGGUCCUUUAUUUUUGGAGCCCUACCAUUUGAGCUUCGAGCUCACACUGUCCUUUGUGCUUGGGGACGGCGAAAGCCACAUGGGGUUGACGUUUACUACUCUUGCCCAACUGCGGCAUGGAAUCAUGGCGUUCCGUGUUGCAACGAUGUUCCAGUUUACGGCCGUCGCAGGCUCAAAAAAAAUCAACAAUCGAGUAAGAGUACUGACAAGGAAAAGAAGACUCCAGGAGUUUGUAGAUUUGAAACCCAAGGCCCAACAAAACAUCUGUGUCUCGUCUUCAAAUGCUGUUCCUUUCUAUGAGACAACUUAAUCGGCGCCCAUGCCCAUUCAUCUUGAUCUAAUGGUAUUGUCGUUGGUGCAAGCCGGGUGGGGAAACAGCAAGCGGGCUGGUGCUAUGCAAGUCUCCCUCACUGUAAUCUACUUCCUGCACAGUUUAUCGCUAUCUCCGACCUAGCGGUAUUCCAUGUUUAAGCGGUAGCCCUUUGUAGACGACAAGUUCGGAUUUUGAGGACUGAAGGCGUUCUGCUCAAUGUGUUAUAAAGUCGCAAAACUCAAUAGCCUGCCUCUUAGCAGCGGCGGCUUGUCUCGUCACACAUAUUCCUAAGCUCACGUGGUAGGCUCUAGUGCACAUAAUCCUUUGAAGUUGUGCAAAUGAGGCAGCAAUCAAGACUGACUUCCCCCCCCCUCUCUCCGGGCACACUCACCUUUCGUACGAACACGAGAGAUGAGUGUGCCGUCCCAUCAACUCCACUUGUGCCCUUCAGCGUUAAGUAUGUACGCGCCGUCCGCCUACCUGUGGGUGUUUGUGUGUGUGCAUGUUUCUGCUCGCAUUGCACAGCUUGUGUGUGCGUGACGCGUCCAGAAGGCGCGCGCUUCGGCCGACUGUGUUAUUUCUGUGCCUGUGUGCCUUGGCACGAAGAUCGAAGGCAGUGCGCUGAUGAUCCUCCGGACAGCGGCAGCGGCGACUUACGCUUUGGCCAUAUAUGGCCAAAGUACGCGCGCUCUCUCGCUGGUUUUCUUUUGCUGUCCGCUUCAUCUCGCGGGUUCUGAGAGACAGGGGGUGCUGUGUGAGGGAGACGAUGAUUCGGCCGUGGAUUGCACGCCUUUUCCCACACUUGUUUACGUUUCUUUUUACUCCGCCGUAGCAAAAACAGCUAUUUUAACUCUCCCUAAGGUGUUCCUAUCAUGUUCCUAAUAGCUGCAUUCCCACUACACUGUUGCUAUUGGCCUCCGCUUGCAGUGCGUAUGUGUGCAAGCACCCAUCGGCAAGUUUCUUCUGACGGUUGCUGAUUGUUUUGCCCCGUACCUUUGGCUUCACACAUACGACGGCUGGGCCUUGGGGAAAUCAUGCAUUUGCAUGCCGUAAAAUCAAUUCUCCCCUAGCUCUUUUUCCGACAACUGCUACUUCUGUAUUACCGCCACUACUACUACUACUACUACUACUACUACUACUAGUAAUUGCAGUACCAGCGCCGAAAUUGUGGGGUAUUCUUUUGUACGCCUACUGCUCAUGGAAGUCAGCAUAGUCUUCGCGUUUACCGACGGUCUUUAUGCUUGCUUUAGCACAGUAGGUUGGUGUAGUCAAAUGCCCAUCUUACCAGUGAAGUUCAGGCAGGGCGUCAGGAUCUCUGGGAAAACUACCUGUUAACCUCCUUUCUGACUAACCGACGCGUCCUCCGAUGACCGAUAGUGUAGGGGCUGUAAGCAAAGCGUAGCUGCAUGAUACUCGGACCCUCGAGUCCGUCGAAUAAGCAGUCGCUGACCAAUAGUGGCGUGGUUAGCAGUAGGCGACUGACCAAGGUCUAGCAACUACCGCAUUCCGGUAAGGGCACGUUGACAUGGUCAGCAUGGACCGCCACCAAACAAGCUCGUUCUCGCUCCGCCGCUUUUCAAGCCGAGCCAGGAAACCCUGUGUGCACUAAACGGAAAAAUCUCCGUUGUAUUAAAGCCCCUUUUACACGAAUCCUAACACUUGCUAGGACGUCCACUAAAACCAGCGCGUCCAGACCUGCGCCCAUGUAUCAGCUCUUGGUUAUGGAAACUGAUUUACCCGGAAAUAACAAUUGCGCAUCCCAUCCGGUGUGCAAUGUAGUACUUGACAGUCCGACUGAAGUAUCAUUUAACCCCUUGGCAGGAGGCCAGUUUGGAGUCGCCCUGGCUCCCGAACGCGACUGGGGCUGCAGUCCACAAUUCGCGGAGAUCAGUGAGAAGCAACAAAACUGUAUAAUAACAAGGCGUCAGGCGUGGACUGCCUUCCGGCGGAACUCUCCAAGUUAUGUUCAAGAUUAUUCUGGCCAACCCAACUUUAGGAAGCUGACUGGAACGACGCUGUCGACUCGGCGAUUUUAUAAAGGGGUGACAGACCCAAGCACGCCUGCUUCGCCAAUCCUGUGCCGAUGCAUGACGCAACUGCGAGGGGUCCGGCUCAUCAGUGGGCCCUCGGCGUUCCUUAUGUGCUUUCCGGUAUACGAAUUCCAGAUUUCAUGCUGCUUUGUUUAAUGUCCAAAGAAAUUAUUGCGCAAACUUAGAGUUAACCCCUCAGAACGAGGUUUUACAGGCUCCAUUCGCAAGUUUAUAUAUAAACCUUAGGACCAAAAUCCAUCAACUACGGCGAAAUGGUCGCGUUGUGUUCACAAGCUGUCAACAGGCAGUCAAUAUUAUACAAAUAGUAAGUGGUUUGCCAUAAUGACGGUAGAGGUAUCAACUGGUACCCGCAUCCUGCCACCAAGUCUGGCCAGACUGCUUUCCUCGGCUGACGCUGUCAGAGCACCAGGCGUUACAGCAGCGCUAGUGAUGCUGCAAUGUUUGCGAGCUCUUUUGCAGAAAUGCAGUAGACUGCAUCCCAGACGGGCAUGUAGACAGUCGAUACGGACCUCAUAAUGACAUCUUCUAAGCACUACAGUCAUCCUGUUAGACCUCGCGGUCGGAGGCAUUUGCCUGCUUGGUUUGGUAGACAGCCGCAGCAGUCCAGAGCCAUGUGGACAAAGUUGAAGUCCGCCAUUAGGUAAACUGGGCGGGUAUCGCCCUCGUCCCAGUUUUGUUACCAUUGGAGUAGACUUGAACUCAGUGUGAUGACUAAGAUGUGGAUUUGAGACGCUGCCGUCAACAGACUUCUCAACGGAUGUGAAACAUGAGCUGUAUGCUCAGAAGUCCUACACUACGUGGCAACUUUCGCCUAAAUGUAACUGUCCUCCAGUCUGCAUAAUCUUCUGCGUGAUCACGUCUUCCACUCAGGCAUGUUCUGUGUCGACCGUGUCCAACAAUGGUUGAUGGCGGCUGUCCAUUUUGUCAAAUGUUGGCGUAGGAGUAGGUAGUUAGAGCCAACCAUAAGCCCAUCCCAUACUUUAUAGCUGUCAGUCGCGGGCUGGCAUGCCAACUGGCCCAAUUUCGCUCCGGAAUCUUCCACCGACCGAUUGAUAUUUUGGACCUACAGCAUGCACUCGGUUGACUUACUUCUGGUAGAUUUCAUCACAAGUGACUAAGUAACAGCAUUUCCCACAAAGACAGGGGAUACUGGAAUGGCCAGCUCUGGCUUGUCAGCCGUCACCAGCCAGCCAUAUCCAGCCCCGGAGUAUGCAACCCCCGAGACCCAAUCUCGCGAUGUAUUGGUUAGAAAUCCAACGCCCCAACAACUGGGCCACGGGCUCGUCCUCACGGUUGCUGGAGGGACUCGAGAGAGAGAGAGAGCCCUUGGGCACAAAGGGACGAGCGAGUUCUGUAGGGUGAUCGGUGCGCGCCCAUCUACCAUUGACUAAGCGAUUUAUACGCCCAGUUCGGCGUAUAUCGAUCCGUUGUCUUCUAGAAGCAAACUAGUUCCGAGGUCCCAACAGGCAAACACCUGCCAGGCCGAACUGGGCGAAGCGAUUAUAGCAGAGAGCAGUUGAGCAACAGUCACCCUCUGUACGAACGCUGCCAUAUGGCUCACCAGAUCGGUGCACAGUCACGCUUGGAGGUUUUAUCGCCGCACAAUCUCUCGUUAAUGCAUGCAUGCCGGCAUGCGCAUUUUCCAUUAGGAAUCCUUCGCGCUCUUGUAAGAGUCCACUGUCAAGGACGAAGGCGAACAAAUGAACGGUCACAGUAGCGUCUUACGGCGUGCCAGCCUCCCAGUUUUUUCGUCGAGACACCGAGGCUGGAGGGCGCUGCUUAGUGUGCUAUUUUACGAGAUUUUAAUGUCGGAUACCGCUGCCCACAGCCGUGAUUUCAACUCCGCGGACACAAAUGAUGGUGUGAAUGGGCAACAGUGCAGGUCGAGAACUGUUUAAGGUCUAGACUUCUGACACCUCUAUUGACCGGCAUGCCGGUCUGCCGCUGACUUAUCACACAACCACUAACCGAAAUUUCUCCAUGUGCUUUCUAGCGAAAAAGGCUACCUAAAUGAGACUGGCUCUGAGCCGGAUAUCUAUACAGUUCAUUCAUGGCAGAACGCGACUUUUGGAUGAAUAUCCUUUCAGCCAUUUUAUGUGAACUGCAUAGAUUUUCAAUGCUUGCCCAGUUUCAGUCGUAUCUGUCAGGCGUGAUGCUCAAAGCUUCAUUUAUUUUACCCAUUUUGUGGAAAAUUAUGUCAGAUUCGAUUUUAGUGUUUAAUAGAAAAGAGUUUUUUCAUUUUUUGAAAGGUUUUUAAGCAUCAAUAUACUUCGAAACACAGGCUGCACACUCACUCUUCGAGGUUUUCACCCCACAAGAUAUUCUUUUUUCCUCAGCUAAAUUCCUAAAUUCCUUUGGGGCAUUAAGGGCAGGCCUCCUGAGGCCCGCCAUAUGUUGUGGCGCAUGCGGGUUACUUUGUCGAUGGCACAUUUCACGAACAAUCGUAUAGGCAUCUCGAAAUUAUUUUCUGAUAAGUAGUGGGGAUGUCGUUUUCCAAAAAUUAGGUCUUAUGGUUGUGAUUGUUCUGUAUCCUCUCUAGAAAGAUGAAUAAAUUAUUGCUAACACCAACGAUCAAUCAAAAACCACUAAUCUUAUAAGCCGUGCUCUUCUCCCGAUUGAGAUUAAGAUAGAUUGCUGAGCAGAUUCUCAGUUAGAAGACGACUUGCUAUCAAACAUUGCAUCCCAUUAUGCGUUGCAGCCUCAUCAAAGUAAUAUUCUCUGUUGGAAGGCGUGCUUGAGGAUUUUAGUCACCGUUCCGGCAGUUGCGGUACAUACCGCAUAUUUAAGAACGCUAAUUCAUGGGUGAAGCUAAAUACGAAAGAGUGUAUGCUUGCAAUGUUUCUGAAGCGUGCAAAAAACUUGUGGGGCGAGUCGAAAAACUCACAAACUUAGCUUCUAUAAAGACUUUGGUGAAGAUUCGCCAGAGUCUCAUAUCGUGGUUUCGGGGUUCAAACCCAGCUUCCAUCGGUUUCUUCAUUGAGUCAAAAAAAUUUGGACACCAUCGGCUGAAGAAAGUUGCUUGGAACAUAAGCCAAAUUUCUUUUUUACGAGUAAUGCUGUUCCAUUUUGUGAAAAUGCCUCUCUGUUCAAACUAACCGGUAUUUGAGUACUUCCACGUUGGAGUUUUCGUUAAAGUGAUUAUAAUCGACAGCUUGCGUCAACACUGCUUCGAUUUUGGCUUCCAGGUUACGUUAACCGCUUCUAUCUUUCUGCCUUUUUGCAGAUGUCUCUGAAGGACAGUUUCAUCAGUAAAGAAAAGAAUACCAAGAAAAACGGCAAGCUGCCUCUUUCGCGCCCCCGGCCGAGUCUCCACGAACCGGUCAAAGAUUCCCCCGCGGACACCGCUGCACGCAAGCUGAGUGGCACAGCCACACCUAGUGUGGCUACCGAAUCGACCAGGCCGGUCAGUACCUGUUCACUACCUUUUCAUCAUCCUCAUCUACCUCGUGCUUGGUAGCAGACUAAAAUACGUCGCUGUGCCCAUUCGUAUCAGGCGUGUCUUCAACGCAGAGCACACGUAGGUAUCAAGAGCAUGCAGGGGCUCCCGACGGUCAAUGAAGUUUCACAGAUUGCAGUAUAAGCCCGUACAGUCAAAUGAUCUCAGGUUUUGUUUUGUUUGGCGCUGCCUUGACGUUGCGACUCCUUAAUUAUUUUAACAACCAAGGGCAUCCGCCAUUCAUGCCGCCAAUUGCAACAGACGACUCCCCGUACGAUUGCAAAGCUGACAAUGAACUGAGAAGCCCUGAAUCUUGUAUGCCAUGCCGCCUUUUUGGCAGGCGUCUCCCAGACAGCAGUUGUGCCUGUUGUGGAGGGAGACUUAAUUGUUUUGCGUCCACUUUAUAAUCUACCUCAGUGAUCUUACUGAUUUCGCCGUCUCUAUAGGUAGCCUUGCGCGUAUUGAAUCUGUUGCAAAGAUUGUUACGUCCAUUAUAAAAGGCUGUAGAUGUGGUGCAUGCCAUUAAGCACAACUCCUGUCGUGUCCCACCGUCUCGAUCGAAGGUAGUCUCGCAUUGUGCCUUCUCAUAUACUGUCUUCGGGCAGAAAUUUCCUGUGGGAGGGAAUACACUGUAAACUUUUUUGGCGCAUUCGCCUCCCCCCCCCUCCCCCCCAUACCGUCUUUCGACACUUUCCUCUACACGUACCCUUCAGGUCUCAACCGUGGGAGAUGGAGAGAAGCCGGCUCCGGCGGGGGCGGCUGCGUGUGGCAUAAAUCCCGCCGACGUUCAGCAGCUACUUGACGAUAUGCGGAAGAUGAAGAUCAUCAUAAAGGGUCACGAGAGACGGAUCAAACAGUUGGAGGAACGCCAAAAGUGA
Molecule: messenger RNA, 11302 nt
Organism: Spirometra erinaceieuropaei
Lineage: Eukaryota; Metazoa; Platyhelminthes; Cestoda; Diphyllobothriidea; Diphyllobothriidae
Source: the annotation of a GenBank genome assembly